Symbiodinium necroappetens is the source of this 403-nucleotide messenger RNA. The record is from the annotation of a GenBank genome assembly. NCBI's taxonomy places the organism in Eukaryota, Dinophyceae, Suessiales, Symbiodiniaceae.
AUGCAGCAUCGGCCGAUCGUGACGCUUGGGAGUUUGUUGCUGUUGCCGCUCCCACUCAUCUCAAGAGCUCUGGCUACUGGAGCGAACCAGGUGACGGCCUUCCUGCCGACCGCCUUCUCCCCUGAGAACUUUGGUCUUUGUGGCAUCAUCGCUGACUUUGUCUUCCGGUACAUCGCGCAUUGCACCGACAUUGUUGUCAUUGAUUCUGCAGGGGCUUACUUCGACGUUUCGCCCCUCAGUUCGCGUUCGUGGAGGGUGACGAGCCAGGCUGAGCAGAGACGAGUGCACUUCGUCGGCUCAGUGCGCCCCGUGCCACUCGUCGAGGCGAUGCAGAGCAAGUGCAGCUUGCGAUGCGUCGGCGGCACGGGGGCGUUGCUUCAAAAGCUGCUUGGAGUUGUGGACG